AUGGAAAGGAUGAAGAACACGACUUUAUCAUUUUAUACAUGCAUUAUCUUUUAUAAAUGCAUCAGAGAAGAGAGAGAGUCCAUGGCUGAAGCUGAUAAGCUACACGUAGUUUUGUUCCCAUGGCUAGCCUUUCGUCACAUUAUCCCAUUCUUAGAGCUUUCCAAGCCCAUAGCUGGAAAGGGUCACAAAGUCUCCUUCAUAUCAACCCCUAGAAACAUUGAUCGAUUGCCAAAAUUUCCUCCAAACUCAGCUCCUCUACUGAGUUUAGUGAAGCUCCCUUUACCCCGAGUCGACAACCUCCCUGAACACGCAGAGGCCACCAUUGACGUGCCCUACGACAAGGUCCAAUAUUUGAAAAAAGCCUUCGAUGGUCUCCAAACUGAGUUGACUCAGUUCCUCAAGAUCUCAAACCUCGAUUGGAUCAUCUAUGACUUUCCCCCUCACUGGUUGCCCCAAAUUGCAAGUCAACUUGGGAUUUCACUUGCCUUCUUUAGUACAGUCAAUGCAUGGUCCGGGGCUUUCUUUGGAUCGGCGAUCACCAUGGCGAACUCCGCUGAUUAUCGUACGAAGCUGGAGGACUUUACCGUAGCACCGAAAUGGGUUCCAUUUCCAUCUUGUAUCGCUUUUUGGCUCCAUGAGAUAAAGAGAUUGUACAACAGUGUUGAUGAUAAUAUUUUUGGCAUUUCAGACGCGUUGCGUUUUGGGAAGACUGUAAUGGGAUGCGACGUGUUUCUCAUAAGGAGCUGUACAGAGCUUGAACCUAACUGGUUGCACCUCUUGCAAGAGCUCCAACAAAAGCCAGUUGUUGCAGUAGGUUUAUUGCCACCCUCGUUCCAAGGCGACAAGGGUGGCAAGGAUGAUACUUGGCACACAAUCAAUGUAUGGCUGGACAUACAAGAGAAAGAGUCUGUUGUAUACGUAGCACUCGGGAGCGAGGUGACACCGAGUCAAGCUGAACUCACAGAGUUGGCUCUAGUGUUAGAGCUUUGUGGUCUGCCCUUCUUUUGGGCUCUAAGGAAGCAGCAUGACUCGGCCAACUCAUUUGAGUUACCAGAUGGGUUCCUAGAGCGAACCGAAGGUCGUGGAGUUGUAUGGACUAGUUGGGUGCCUCAACUCAGGAUACUAGCACAUGACUCGGUGGGUGGUUUCGUGACUCGUUGCGAUUGGAGUUCAGUCAUUGAAGGACUCCAAUUUGGGCGGCCAUUGAUUAUGCUGCCUUACUUGGGAGACCAAGGGUUGAUUGCUAGGGUUUUGGAGGAGAAGAGAGUGGGAAUAGGGAUACCAAGUGAUGGCGUUAACGCACUUUUACAAAAGAUGAGCUGGGAUUACGUUAGGUUGCUAAGAUGA
Molecule: messenger RNA, 1347 nt
Organism: Ilex paraguariensis (yerba mate)
Lineage: Eukaryota; Viridiplantae; Streptophyta; Magnoliopsida; Aquifoliales; Aquifoliaceae
Source: the annotation of a GenBank genome assembly